AUUUGUAGAAAUAGAACUUCGCGGAAUCUGGCCAUGAAAUAUCUCUUAUUCCCGUAACCAUGCAGCAUCAUGCAUGGACUGGCUUUACAAAACUCCAAAUUCCAAAUAGUUUAUUCAUAUCACGAAGAGAGACUCGGUUCUCGCCUUUUUACGGGACACUUGCGCCAUCCUAUCCCCUGUGCUCUCCCCGCUAUUAAUAAUAGGGUGGUUCCUCUUCCCCAUUCGAAUUUUAGCUUCUUCUCUAGCUCGUACACCUCCUCGGCGACGCUCCGGCGGCCGUUCUUCAUCGAGCACCGGAGGGCGAGAAGGAGAUGACAACGGAGGCGAAACCACCCUGCAACCACUUUCCCUACUUCUUCUUCCUCUUCCUCCUCCUCGUCGCGAGUUCUCUCGCACGGAGCGACCUCGACGUGCUCCUGAAGCUCAGGACCGCCUUGGCCGCACCAAACUCCGCCGCCCUCCGCGACUGGGUCGGCCCCUCCUCCUCCUCCACGUCGCCGCCUUCUCCUCCGCAUUGCUCCUUCACCGGAGUCACGUGCGAUGCCUACUCGCGGGUCGUCUCCCUCAACCUCACCUCCGCCAGGCUCUUCGGCCACAUCCCCCCCGAAAUCGGCCUCCUCCGCGACCUCGUCAACCUCACGCUCACCGCCGACAACCUCACCGGGACCCUCCCAACGGAGCUGGGCGACCUGACGUCCCUCCGCUUUCUCAACCUCUCCGGAAACCUACUCUCCGGGGGCUUCCAUGGCGGAGUCCUGAGGGCGAUGACCGAGCUCGAAGUCCUCGACGUGUAUAACAACAACUUCACGGGGCUGCUGCCGCCGGAGGUGGUGGGGCUCAAGAAGCUGAAGUGGCUCGACCUCGGCGGAAACUACUUCACCGGCGAGAUACCGGAGGUUUACUCGGAGAUGGAGAGCCUGGAGUACCUGGGCCUGCGGGGGAACCAGCUGACCGGCAGAGUACCGGCGAGCCUCGCGAAGCUGAAGAAUCUCCAGAAGCUUUUACUUGGCUAUUACAACUUGUACGCCGGUGGGAUUCCGGCGGAAUUCGGGUCUCUGAAAGAGCUCAGAUAUCUCGACAUGGGGGGCUGCGGCCUCUCCGGCGAGAUUCCGGCGAGCUUGAGCGAGCUAAAGAAGCUUGACACUCUGUUCCUCCAGCUGAAUAAUCUCACGGGCUUUAUCCCCUCAGAGCUCUCGCAGAUGCCGAGGCUCAUGUCCCUUGACCUCUCCAACAAUUACCUCACCGGAGAGAUUCCGGCGACCUUCUCCGAGCUGAAGAACCUGACUCUCCUCAACCUGUUCGCGAACAACCUAUACGGCCAGAUCCCCGAUUUCGUUGGCGAGCUGCCGAACCUGGAGACCCUCCAGGUUUGGAACAACAACUUCACGUGGAAGCUGCCGGAGAGCCUAGGAAGGAACGGGAGGCUGAGGUUUCUCGACGUCACGCAGAACCACUUCACCGGCACGAUCCCUCGGGACUUGUGCCGGGGAGGGAGGCUCGAGACGCUGAUCCUGACGAACAACUCGUUCUUCGGCCCGAUUCCUGAAGAAAUUGGCGAGUGUAAGUCGCUGACCAAAGUCCGAGUCGGCAAGAACUGCCUCAAUGGAACGAUUCCCCGGGGGAUCCUCAACUUGCCGCAAGUAACUAUGAUCGAGCUCAACGACAAUCUCUUCUCCGGCGAGCUCCCGGCCGAGAUGUCUGGCGGGAUCUUGGUAAGGCUGAUGCUCUCUAACAACUGGAUCUCCGGUGAGAUCCCUCCGGCGAUUGGCAACUUCAGCGGCUUGCGUACUCUGUCCCUGGACGCGAACAGGUUCUUCGGCGAAAUUCCCAGCGAGCUUUUCUCGCCGAGAUCCCUCCUGGCGGUGAACAUCAGCGGGAACAAAAUGAGCGGCGAGAUUCCUGGUUCGGUCGCUCGGUGCACUUCUCUGGAAGCCCUAGAUUUGAGCAGGAACAAUCUCGCUGGCGAGAUUCCUAAAGGCCUGUCUCGCCUGAAAGUGUUGGGCGUCCUCAAUCUGUCAAGCAACAGAUUGACCGGCCCAAUUCCGAGGGAAAUUCGCUUCAUGACCAGCCUGAACACGCUCGAUUUGUCCUUCAACGAUCUCUCCGGCGAAGUCCCCCGCGAGGGCCAGUUUCUCGUAUUCAAGAACUCCUCCUUCAUCGGAAACCCGAAGCUCUGCUUGCCAGGCCGCUCGUCUUGCCCUUCGCGGUCAAGCGCCUCGCUGUCUUCCUCGAGGGUUGUGAUCGUGGCAAUCUCACUCGUGACCGCCGCGCUGCUCAUCACCGUCACGGUCUACCAGGUCCUGAAGAGGAGGAGGCGGGGCGCGAGGGCCUGGAAGCUCACAGCGUUCCAGAAGCUUGGCUUCAAGGCCGAGGACGUGCUUAAGUGCCUGGAGGAGGAAAACAUCAUCGGCAAAGGUGGCGCGGGUAUCGUCUACCGUGGGUCGAUGCCCAACGGGGAGGACGUCGCCAUCAAGCAGCUGGCGGGGCGGGGCAGCAGCGGGCGCAGUGACCAUGGCUUUUCAGCAGAGAUUCAGACGCUCGGACGGAUCCGACACCGGAACAUCGUGAGGCUCCUCGGAUACGUCUCCAACAAGGACACCAACCUGUUGCUGUACGAGUACAUGCCUAAUGGAAGCUUAGGGGAGUUGUUGCACGGGUCGAAAGGCGGCCACUUGCAGUGGGAGACGCGGUAUCGGAUCGCUGUGGAGGCCGCGAAGGGGCUUUGCUACCUCCACCAUGAUUGCUCGCCGCUGAUAAUUCACCGGGACGUGAAGUCCAACAACAUUCUGCUGGAUUCGGACUUUGAGGCGCACGUCGCGGAUUUUGGGCUGGCCAAGUUCUUGCAGGACGCCGGCGCGUCGGAGUGCAUGUCGUCCGUGGCCGGCUCCUACGGCUACAUAGCCCCAGAGUAUGCCUACACGCUGAAAGUGGACGAGAAGAGCGACGUGUACAGCUUUGGAGUCAUGCUGCUAGAGCUGAUAGCCGGGAGGAAGCCGGUGGGGGAGUUUGGCGACGGUGUGGACAUUGUGAGGUGGGUGAAGAAGACCGCGUCGGACCUCCCGCAGCCGCCAUCGGAUGCGGCUUCAGUGCUCGCUGUGAUUGACUGCAGGCUGAGUGGGUACCCGAUGGCGAGCGCGAUCCAUCUCUUCAAGAUUGCUCUCCAGUGCGUCGAGGACGAGAGCUCCCAGAGGCCCACCAUGAGAGAAGUCGUCCACAUGCUGACAAACCCUCCUCCGACCGCCAAUGUCGCUGAAUCUUCGGAUCUCAUCAAACUGUAGGGAGUCUUCCGCCAUUUUCUCAGUAAAAUAAAAGCUGAUAGGGCUUUGCAAAUGAUCUUGGCCAGAAGAGGCUGUGUAUUGGGUGAAUGUUCAAAUUUCAUGUAAUAAGGUUUGUCUGUGCAAGCGGUCCUGAAUGUAUCUUUCCUUCUGUGGUUGUUCAAUGUACAGAAGCUUAAAGUCUCUUGAAAAA
This is a messenger RNA of Rhodamnia argentea, 3468 nucleotides long. Its product is annotated as receptor protein kinase CLAVATA1. Gene Ontology annotation, biological process: protein phosphorylation. The coding region runs from base 312 to 3278 and encodes 988 amino acids. The transcript is spliced from 2 exons. Gene Ontology annotation, molecular function: ATP binding; protein kinase activity; receptor serine/threonine kinase binding. The record is from RefSeq and is a predicted model, not a curated record. Lineage: Eukaryota; Viridiplantae; Streptophyta; Magnoliopsida; Myrtales; Myrtaceae.